Gambusia affinis (western mosquitofish) is the source of this 3710-nucleotide messenger RNA. RefSeq names its product family with sequence similarity 102 member Aa (gene eeig1a). The record is from RefSeq and is a predicted model, not a curated record. The transcript has 12 exons. The coding region runs from base 320 to 1477 and encodes 385 amino acids. NCBI's taxonomy places the organism in Eukaryota, Metazoa, Chordata, Actinopteri, Cyprinodontiformes, Poeciliidae.
UCCAAACGGAAGUUAGAUAGCACCCGGUGUCAGCUUAAUUGAUGCUGCAGUUAACAGCAAAGUUGUCUUCGGAACCGCAAAGAAAGGCGGAUUGGGUUUCUUUUCUGACAUUUUAAUGUUGUCGACCUUCUGUUGGUGGGUUUCACAGAGGUCGAGAUGAAUCUAGAUUUAAGCUCUGAAUCCCGUCUGAAGGAGAAGAAACAGCGGAGUUCGCCUGCAAAAUCCCUUUAAAAGCGUCAGCGGUUUGUUUUUAGCUUCGUCUGUUUUUACCAGCGGUUCGGUUAGUCGUCGGUUUUAAGCGAGUUUACGCCGUGAAGUCAUGGCGUUCUUCGUGAAAAAGAAGAAAUUCAAGUUUCAGACCCAGCUGACCCUGGAGGAGCUGACCGCUGUGCCUUUUGUCAACGGGGUUCUGUUCUGCAAACUGCGGCUGCUGGACGGAGACUUUGUCGCUACUUCUUCCAGAGAGGAAGUUCAUGAGAACUGUGUCCGCUGGAGGAAGAGGUUCACCUUCGUGUCGAAAAUGAGCGCCAACCCUCACACCGGGAUGCUGGAUCCGUCCGUCUGCAGGGUGUCCGUCAGGAAGGAACUGAAAGGAGGAAAAGCGUAUUCAAAGCUGGGCUUCACAGACCUCAACAUGGCCGAGUUCGCCGGUUCCGGCUCCACAGUGCGCUGCUGUCUGCUGGAGGGAUACGACACCAAGAACACGCGGCAGGACAACUCCAUCCUGAAGGUGAUCAUCGGAAUGACUCUCCUUUCUGGAGAUCCGUGCUUCAAAACCGCUCCAAGCACAGCAAAGUCCAUCUCCAUCCCCGGACGGGAACACACCCUGCAGCUGGACUGCAAGGGGGAGGGGACGGCCGAGGGAACCGGGCCAGCUGGAGGGGUUUCUCUGGGCCGGGCCUCCAAGCCUCGGCCUUCCAUCAUCAGCUCGGGCCUGCUGGACGACUCCGAGCUGAACCAGAACCAGUCCGGUCUGGCAGAAAUCUUCCAGUCUGGUCAUUCUCGUAACUCCAGCUACGCCAGCCAGCAGAGCAAAAUCUCAGGCUACAGCACCGAACACUCCUGCUCCUCCAGCCUGUCGGACCUCACGCAUCGCAGGAACACCUCGACGGGAAGCAGCGCCUCCGGAGGCCUCUGCUUCGCCGCCGACCCGCCACCAGAGGGCGACAAGGACGCUGGACGUCCGGAGAGGCCCCCUCGACCCCCACGGCCCGUUCUGCCCCCAAACCGACCCCUGAGGAGGAAGCAGGACUCGGUGGAGAGCCACCCCACCUGGGUCAACGACACCCGCAUCGAUGCCGACGACAUCGUGGAGAAAAUCGUCCAGAGUCAAAACUUUGCAGAUAUCAACAACACCGAAGACAGCAACCUGCGCCUGUUCGUCAGCAGAGACGGAACCACGGCGCUCAGCAGCAUCCGACUGGGAAACAGGGUUUCUGCCGGCGGCUACGAGCCGGUGGUGAUCGAGAGCCACUAACCGGCCGCCUGCUGUCUCACUGGUUUUACUGGAGCUUCAGCUGGUCUGACGCCAUGAGAGGAAAGCCUACGUCCGUUUGCACUUUAUGUCCAGUUCGUUGCAGCGUUGGCCUGCACUCUGUUAAAGCUGUAUCUUUGUGAUGUUGAAGGGAAUGCACAAAAUGCUCCUCACUGUGUGUGAAUAUGUUGCAGGGAUUUCCAAUGAAGACGUUCAGAGGUUUCAGAUAUCAUCCAUUCUGUCUGCAGCUUGUUAAAACUGAAAGACGAUAAAUAAGGUCAGAAAAGGUCAAGAGAGGAACAAUCGACUGUUUAACAGAAUAGGGAAAAAAACAGCCACCAAAAUAGUUUGUUUCUUGUCGACAGAAAAACGUUCUCUAAUUUUGUGUGUGUAAUAAAUCAGGAGUGCAGCUCUGUCACCCGAUCAGGGAAAACAUCAAAGGUCUGACGAAAGCUCAAUCCGCAGAUUUAAAACUGACAGUUCAGCUUUUUUCCAGCGAUUUCUCCUGUCAUCGGUCAGGAAACCUUAUUGCUUUUCUUGCAGCCGAGACGUUGCCACCAUGUUCCCCACAGCGGAGAAUCAGGGCCAUCGUAGAGAAGAAAAAAAGGAGUAAAUUUCUGAAGCAAAACUCAGAAGUUUUUAUAAUAAGCUCAAACAUUUUCUAGAGAUUAGUUUCAAAAUUUCAGUUAUUUUCUAGCAAAAAUUUGGCUUUCAAACUUUGAAAUUUUGAGAUUAAUCUCAGAAAUUUUCUUUUUUAAAAACUUAGGAAAUGUUAGACUUUUGGCAGAAAGUUACUGGUUUUUUCUACCUACAAUGACUCCAUUACUACUUGGAUCACCACUCCUGAUCUGAAUCUUUACAUUUAUUUUUGGUUUCUUUGUGGCCUCAAACACUCGACAGCGUCUUCGGUUUCUCCUAAAUGUCAGUGACGUUCCUCUAAAAUCCUCGCUGCUAAUCUGUAAUCCUGCUGGAUUGGGUUCCAGAUUUACAGCUGAGCAGCAGCGUUUCACUGAAACAGAAUCAAAAAUACUUUGGUUCAGCAUGAAAACUCCCACUUCCAACACUAAAAGUGAAACUUAAAGUUUAGGAUAGACGGUGAUGUUUUCCUCCCUGUCGAUCAGGGGAAUCUGUGCCUUUAAGUUUUCUCUCUAAUGAGCCGAAAGCAUCAUGAGAGCAGCCGUAGGAUUUGUGCUUAUGCUGGUGAGGAGAGAAAUAUUCAGCUUGUUUUUUUGUUUGUUUGUUGUUUUUUUUCCACUCGCUGCUUUGUUUCCUUGAAGGAUUAACCAGAAGAAAUCGGUUCUGCUCGGCUGAACGAACCGCUUUUAUUUGGGUCCAGCUGCAGAGAAACGUCUCCUCUGGAGAAUUUUUUGUUCAGCUCUUUGCUGCCCCCUGGUGGGGCGACGGCGUGUUUACUGUGACGUUUACGUGGAUUUUCCGUGAACAAACGUGACUGAAACAGGAAAGCUGGAGUAAAUGUGUCACUGAAGGGUCCAAACAGAAAGGAAGUGAUUGUUCUCGGGACCAGCUGGCUGGGUUCGGGUUCUUCACUGAAAAUGGUAACAAAUGUUGACUUUUAGUUUGUUUUGAGGAUUAGAAUCCACUUUUUCUUAUUGCUACAAGCCCCUAAAGUAUUCUUUAAAGCUCACACUCGUAACGUUUCUGAGUGAGAAAAUGUUUUGCCAUCUUUUCUAAAAGUUAAGAUUUUCCAUGUUUUCUUCUCUUCUUCUGAUUUUUAGAAUUUAAAAAAAUGACUUCUGUCUCCCUGAAGCCGUUAAAUCUUCUACUCUACAGAAAAGUUGGGUUUUAAUCCUCGUUAUCUGACCCAUUCAGUUUCCUCACUCGUCUGUCCAGCGUCGCGUCGCAAGCUAAAGAAUCGCACCGUUAGUUUUUCUCACGUUUUGGGGAUGAACCACUGAAAGUUUAGUCUCUUUGGGUUUACAUCACCGCCUCGUUUUAUUUUCUUUUAAAGCAUCUAUUUAAAUAUUUUAGUUUUUUUCCUCUGGAGGUUGUUAUAAGCUAUGCACACACUUUGCCUCCCUGAGCUUUUGUUUUUCUGUUCAGUGAUUCUAACAAAGGAUUUUAUUAUUACUAAUUUAGUUUGACUUAAAUUUUAUAGAGAACACAAUUGGAACUGAACUUUCAGUUUCCAAAUAGUUUAUUAUUUUCCUUUUUAUUUUUUCCUCCAACAUAUAUUUGCGCAGAAAUGAUAUAUAAACAAUAAAAAUGCUAAUCUGAA